UCCAGCAUCGCGAGAAGAGUAUGUUUUGGUAGAAUGUUUUCUUCCUUUUCUGGUCCUACGGGCCAUUUGAGUGGUGUGAGAUUUUCUUUGUAUUCAGAAGAGGAAAUCAGAAAGCUGAGUGUGAAAUGUGUGACUAAUCCUCAGACGUUUGAUCACUUUUCCAACCCUACAUAUGGAGGUCUCUAUGAUCCUGCAUUUGGUCCAACGGACAGGGAUGAUUUAUGUAGUACAUGUGGUCAAAAUAACAUGUAUUGUCCUGGGCAUUUUGGUCAUAUUGAGUUAAAACUCCCCGUUUACCAUCCUUUGUUUCUCAAAUUGUUGGUUACAAUAUUGAGAUCCACAUGUUUUCAGUGUCACAAAAUGAAUGUGGAGAAAGGAACCAAAUGCCUCUUCCAAUGUCAAAUGAAAGCCCUUGAUUAUGGAUUGUUAGCAGACACAUUGGAUCUUGAGACAAUUGCCAACUCAGCUGCAGUGGAUGUAAAAGGGAGCAGUAUCAUACUUCAAGAUGUUGUUACUAAUGCUGUACAAAAGUAUUUAAAGGAAAGCCUAAAACAAAUUGAUGAUAAAAAAAAGGUUAAAAAAUCAUGCAGUGGAAAGAAUGUCACAGAACUGCGAAACAAGAUAAUCAAGGAAUUCUUGAGGGAUAAAUUAUCUUACAAAGCAAAAAAGUGCAUUCAUUGUGGCUCACCACGAAGAAAUGUUAGGAUUGAAUACAACUCUAAAAUAUACUUAAAGGCUUUAAGUUCAAGGCAAGCAAGCAAUUGGGAAUCUGUUUCAAGACUUUCAAAAUCAAAUCCAAAUACUAGUGCUAUGCCAAAUGAAGAUUUAAGCAAUGUUGGUUUGGAGGAAGAAGAAUGUUCUGAUGAUGAGCUCACUGAUAAAAGGCCACUUCCAUCACAAACUCAAAGUUCUACAGCUGAAGUUGAAAGAACAGAUAUUGUAAAGAGUGUGCAGCAAACCUACAUUACCCCACUAGAAGUACAGGAACAUCUUCAUCGAGUGUGGGAAAAAGAAGAAACUCUCUUGGAUUCAUUACUUGGAUCAUAUCCAUCACCAACAGCAAGCAAAAGAAAAUCAUCGCCUCAGAUGUUUUUCCUUAAUGUUCUUCCUGUUCCCCCCUCACGAUUUAGACCAAUUUCUGUGAUGGGCGACAAAAAGUUUGACAAUCCCCAGUCAGCUAACCUCACUAAAGUUCUUGAAGACUGUCAGGUGUUAAAAGUUUGCUUGGAUCAAAUAAAACAAACAAGAUCUAACAAUGAUGGCGAAGGAACAAGUGAUGUUGCCAGCAGAUCCUCAUCUAGCACUGCAACAACUACAUCGAGCACCUAUGAUAGAAUUCCGGGUAAGAGCCCUGAGGAAAAACUUCAGAAUACUUGGGUUCGACUUCAAAACGAUGUCAACUGCUUUAUUGACAGUGAUCUGGAUAAAUUAUCAACGAAUCAAGCCAACGGGAUAAAACAGUUACUUGAGAAGAAAGAAGGUCUGUUUCGAAAGCACAUGAUGGGCAAACGUGUCAAUUUUGCUGCACGUUCAGUCAUUUCGCCUGAUCCAUAUAUUAACACUGAUCAAAUCGGAGUUCCUGAGGUGUUUGCGAAGAAACUUACAUAUCCUCAACCAGUGACACCGUGGAAUGUUAAAGAACUCCGACAAGCAGUCAUUAAUGGUCCCAACGUACACCCGGGAGCAAAUUUGGUUGAGAACGAGGACGGCAAAAAGAUUCUGUUGAAUGCCACGGAUCCUAACCAGAGACAAGCAAUCGCAAAGAGAUUAUUGACGCCGUCGCAUUCAUCACUGCCCCUCAGUCAAAACAAGAAGGUCUACCGGCAUUUAAAAGACGGGGAUGUAUUGUUGCUCAAUCGUCAACCAACUCUUCAUAAACCGAGUAUUAUGGCUCAUAAGGCACGUGUUUUACCAGGUGAAAAAACAAUUCGUCUGCACUAUGCAAACUGCAAAGCGUACAACGCUGAUUUUGAUGGCGAUGAAAUGAAUGCGCAUUUUCCUCAGAACGAACUGGCGAGAUCGGAGGCCUAUAGUAUUGCCAGCACAAAUUUCCAGUACCUCAUUCCUAAAGAUGGCAAUCCUGUCAGCGGUUUAAUUCAAGAUCACAUGGUUUCUGGCGUUUCUUUAACUAUGCGAGAUCGUUUCUUUAACAAAUUGGAUUAUCAGCAACUUGUAUUCUGUGCUCUUGCGACUAUUACCAAUCGGCGCUUCGAGCUGUUAAAACCGACUAUUUUAAAACCACAGGAACUGUGGACUGGAAAACAGGUUAUCUCAACGAUAUUGAUUAAUGUUAUUCCUGCGAAGUGCAAAAGGCUUAACUUGCAUGGAAAAUCAAAGAUCGCUGGCAAAAGUUGGGUAACAGGAACGCCUCGACGUAGCUUGGCCAAUGGAAUGGAGAUUAAAGCAAAUGAAAUGUGUGAAUCCCAGGUGAUUAUUCGUGAUGGUGAACUGCUCUGUGGUGUUCUUGACAAAGCACAUUAUGGAUCAACUCCAUUUAGCUUGGUGCAUUGUUGUUAUGAGCUUUAUGGCGGAGUGGUGUCCAGUCUCUUGCUGUCCGCUCUGGCUCGUGUAUUCACAUCUUUCCUACAAAUGCGUGGUUUCACUCUGGGUGUAGAAGACAUUAUAGUCAGGAAAAAACCCGAUGAAAGAAGAAGGAAGAUUAUGAAGAAAGGCCGUCGUUGUGGACACGAAGUAGCGACUGAAGCUCUGGGUCUUCCUGAAGACACGGAAAAUGAAGUAUUAAUGGAACGAUUUCAAGCUGCUCACCACAGCAGAGAUGAUAACGACAUGAAAGAGCUGGACUUAAAAAUGAAAGGAAAAACAGAUCAGGUUCAGGAUCAGAUUAACAAACAAUGCAUUCCUUCAGGCUUACUGAAGAAUUUCCCGCAGAACAACCUUCAGCUUAUGGUCCAAUCUGGUGCGAAAGGAUCGGUAGUCAACUGCAUGCAAAUAUCGUGUUUGCUUGGGCAGAUUGAGCUGGAAGGUCGCCGUCCGCCAUUAAUGAUAAGUGGUCGUUCCCUGCCUUCAUUUCUUCCUUAUGAUCCCAGCCCGCGUGCGGGUGGUUUUGUGGACGGACGUUUUUUAACUGGCAUAAGACCUCAAGAGUAUUUCUUUCAUUGUAUGGCUGGACGAGAGGGUUUGGUUGAUACCGCUGUGAAGACAAGUCGCAGUGGCUACCUUCAACGAUGUCUUAUCAAGCAUUUGGAAGGGUUGCAUGUUGGAUAUGACUUGACAGUAAGGGACAGUGACGGAUCUGUUGUACAGUUUUGCUACGGGGAGGAUGGCUUAGAUGUCUUGAAAACUGCUUGUUUAUCUCAGAAGCAGUUUCCGUUCAUGGCCAGUAAUUAUAAGGCCUUGAUUACACAGUUGAAACCUGGGGCAGCCGUUGCUCAACUAGACUCUUCUUCAGCAGGAAAAGCCCAGCGAAAGCUUGAUCGUUGGAUCAGAAAAAAUAAGCAAUCACCAAGUGAAAAACGGACAAGAAUCUCCUCCCUGAGUUCUCUUGUUAAAGAGACGACUCCUGAUGAAUCAUCGAACAGUUCUAAAGAGCGAAACAUAUGGACAGUGAAUAAAAGUUUCAUUGAUGCCUGGCGUUCAGCCUCUCCCCAUCUAAGAGAGAGAUACGCGCGGCGGCGUGCACCAGAUCCAGUCCUUUCUAAAAUGUCUCCAGCUUGUCACGUGGGUGCGGUUUCAGAGAAGUUUCACUCCAGUCUUAUGAAGUACAUCACAACUAACCCAGAUAAUUGUCUAACUGAUCAACCCGAAGAAUUUGCAACAAAAUUGUCUGCUGAAAAAUUUCAAAUUUUAAUGCAUUUGAAAGCUCUUCGCUCAUUGGCUGAACCUGGAGAGGGCGUCGGUUUAUUGGCUGCCCAAUCUAUUGGCGAACCGUCGACACAAAUGACAUUGAAUACCUUUCAUUUUGCCGGUCGUGGUGAAAUGAACGUUACUCUAGGUAUCCCAAGAAUGAGAGAAAUCUUGAUGACUGCGAGUGCUAAUAUAAAGACGCCCACCAUGGAAGUUCCACUGAGGUCGGGAAAGAAAGCUUUGAAACAAGCAAAGAAAUUGAAGUCCAAGUUUGCAAAAGUCACUUUAUCACAGGUGUUAAAACAUGUUGAAGUGUGUGAAACGCUUUCGUCUAAGCAAGCUGGGACGAGAUCCCGUAUGUAUCGCAUACGAUUCCAGUUUUUACCACAUGACGCGUACCAGGGAGAACUAUUUGUCACGCCUGAAUCCAUUUUGAUUUACAUGGAAACGAUAUUUUUCAAGAAGUUAACCUCGGCAAUCGCGCGCGUUAUCAGAGCUGCUCAAAGAGCAAGUUUGCUCGAUACCACUCAUGAAAGAAUAUCAGGGCAAAACGAGUCAAGUGAAGGUGCCGUUAACGAAAAAGAAGACUCGUUGAAUUCGAGCAGUAAAUACGACGAAGACGAUGAUAAUGCUGACCUAUCAGAAGAAGAGGCAGACGCUGAUGGUGAUGCAACUGGAGAGAGAAAUAAAAAGAAGAGAGAACAACAUGCCAGUUACGAAGCACCUGAUCAAGACGAGGAACAAAUCAACAAAAAUCUAAUAGAAAGUGAAGAAAGUGACUCGGACGAUGAAGCGAAUACACCCAGCAAAUUACAAGAGAAUUAUUUUCCAGAUGAAGACAAGGCGGAUAUGGCAAUGGAGGUCGCGUCACAAUCAAAAGAAACAAACCCAGCUCAUGACAAAAGGAUUACUAACGUAAUGCUGAACAAUCCAAAUGUUGCGUCGUAUUGCUUUGACGAGGGAGAUCAAGAAUGGUGUGAAGUGAAAUUAAGGUUUCCAGUCACCGGCAGUAAGGUGAUGCUCACAACACUUAUGGAAAAAUUGGCGACACAGAGUGUUAUUUACGAAACCCCGGGAAUAACACGGUCUUUCCUGGUGGAAAACAAAGACAAACCAUCUAUGUUUAAGACAGAGGGAGUGAAUUUGAAGGUGAUGUGGAAUCAUCCUGAAGUAUUUGAAAUAGAGAAGUUGUAUACCAAUGAUACUCACCAGGUUGCUAAUACAUACGGUAUUGAAGCUACCGGUCGGGUCAUUGCCACUGAAAUUAAGAACGUGUUUGGUGCGUAUGGUAUUGAGGUGGAUCCACGUCAUUUGACUUUGGUUGCUGACUACAUGACGUUUGAGGGCUCCAUCAAGGCUUUCAAUCGCAUAGGAAUUGAAUCAAAUGCUUCGCCAUUCCAAAAGAUGAGUUUUGAAACGACCAUGCACUUCUUGCGCGGUGCAACCAUCUCAGGAGAUACAGAACAAUUAUCUUCGCCUUCCUCACGACUUGUCGUUGGCCGUGUGGUUGGUGGGGGAACUGGAUGCUUUGACUUAAAAAUACCUCUGUGUUAAAAGUUUCGUAAAAUUUGAAAAAUAAAUCAAUU
Dendronephthya gigantea is the source of this 5390-nucleotide messenger RNA. Its product is annotated as DNA-directed RNA polymerase I subunit RPA1-like. Gene Ontology annotation, cellular component: RNA polymerase I complex. Gene Ontology annotation, molecular function: DNA-directed RNA polymerase activity; DNA binding. The coding region runs from base 34 to 5358 and encodes 1774 amino acids. The record is from RefSeq and is a predicted model, not a curated record. Gene Ontology annotation, biological process: DNA-templated transcription. Lineage: Eukaryota; Metazoa; Cnidaria; Anthozoa; Malacalcyonacea; Nephtheidae. The transcript has 38 exons.